This is a messenger RNA of Aethalodelphis obliquidens (Pacific white-sided dolphin), 18305 nucleotides long. RefSeq names its product trinucleotide repeat containing adaptor 6B (gene TNRC6B). Gene Ontology annotation, biological process: positive regulation of nuclear-transcribed mRNA poly(A) tail shortening; miRNA-mediated post-transcriptional gene silencing. Gene Ontology annotation, cellular component: nucleoplasm; P-body. NCBI's taxonomy places the organism in Eukaryota, Metazoa, Chordata, Mammalia, Artiodactyla, Delphinidae. Gene Ontology annotation, molecular function: nucleic acid binding. The record is from RefSeq and is a predicted model, not a curated record. The coding region runs from base 932 to 6469 and encodes 1845 amino acids. The transcript has 27 exons.
CUGGACGGAGAGAGGAGGUUAGGUGAAACAGCGCGAGGGCGAGGCACUAAUGAGCUAAUAAAAGGAAAAAGACGAUGGUUGCGCCAAGUGAGCUCGGCCGCCAUCAUGCUCUAGUUUCCCCUUCGCCUCUCCGAGUCCGCGACCGAGGAAAAGGUCUCUGGGAUGCUGAGGGGGUGUGUCCCCGAAUGAUUGGCGCAGACAGCUCAGCCAAUCGUAGCUCGUCAAACGGAACGCAUUUGACCAAUGAGGGGCGACGGCAGCUGGGAGAAAUUGGAGGGGCGGAACGGCAGCUUGACGGGCACAAAAGCCAGCCAGUGAGGGCCGGCAGCAUCCUCCCUGCGGCCAAUGGAGUGGGGCUCUGGGCGGGCCCCCGAGUGUUUGUGUUGUGGUUUUGGGGGAGGGAGGCGGAGGGGAAAGUUUGUUUAUUUUGUUUUUAGUUUCUGGGGUCCCCGUGUUUCUCGGAGGUGAAGCGGGAGGGAGUGACUCCCCCCGAGCCCCUCAGUCCCUCUACUACGUCGCCUCCAUAGCCUGCAGAGAAGCGGGGACCGCGCGCAUCGCGGCGCAUCGCCUCACAGCGGAACGCCGCGCACUUGGAGCCGGCACGGCUCAGUGGGUUUUGGUUUUUGCACUGAAUGUAGUCUAGACUCAUCUUCACGGGCUUGUGUUGCCCCAGGAUACUGUCAAAGGCAGUAUUUGUGUGUUUCUGCAGAGUUUUGCACAGAGUCUGUUCCCAUGCAGACCAAUGAGGGAGAAGUAUCAGAAGAAAGCAGUUCCAAGAGGUUUAGAUCACUGUGUAAAUUUAGGAUGGAAGAAUCCUCCCUCUCCUUGGCAAAAUCUGGUAGGCUGCAGAAUCAGGAAGUCCGUAGAGAAGAAUAAAAGUCGAAACCUGGUUUGAAUUUCACAUUAUGCAGUGGAACAGGAGGAUUUUGUAAUGGAAGGGCAUGGCAAGACUCCACCUCCUGGUGAAGAAAGCAAACAAGAGAAGGAGCAAGAAAGGGAAGAACAGUUAAUGGAAGACAAGAAAAGGAAGAAAGAGGAUAAAAAGAAAAAAGAAGCCACUCAGAAGGUCACGGAACAAAAAACCAAAGUGCCCGAAGUGACGAAACCAAGUUUAAGCCAACCAACGGCCGCCAGCCCAAUUGGCAGCUCUCCAUCGCCACCAGUCAAUGGUGGCAACAAUGCCAAAAGGGUGGCAGUGCCGAACGGACAACCGCCAAGCGCCGCCCGCUACAUGCCUCGGGAGGUGCCGCCGCGAUUCCGUUGCCAGCAGGACCACAAAGUGUUACUAAAACGUGGGCAGCCUCCUCCACCGUCCUGCAUGCUCCUCGGGGGCGGGGCGGGGCCUCCUCCCUCCACAGCGCCAGGAGCAAACCCCAACGCACAAGUGACAGGAGCGCUGCUGCAGAGCGAGGGUGGGACCGCACCAGAGUCAGCCCUUGGAGGUGCUGCUGCUUCACAUUAUGCAAAUCCCACUUGGGGCCCGGGAGCCUCCUCCAACAACGGCGCCUCCCCCAACCCUAUUCACAUCUGGGACAAGGUGAUUGUAGACGGGUCUGACAUGGAAGAGUGGCCUUGCAUUGCCAGCAAAGACACUGAGUCUUCUUCCGAAAACACCACCGAUAACAACAGUGCCUCGAACCCUGGCUCUGAGAAGAGCACUCUGCCAGGAAGCACCACUAGUAACAAAGGAAAAGGGAGCCAGUGCCAGUCUGCAAGUUCUGGGAACGAAUGUAAUCUUGGGGUCUGGAAAUCUGACCCUAAGGCUAAAUCUGUUCAAUCUUCCAACUCUACUACAGAAAGCAACAAUGGACUAGGGAAUUGGAGGAGCGUGAGCGGCCAGGACAGAAUUGGACCUGGCUCUGGCUUCAGCAACUUUAACCCAAAUAGCAACCCAUCUGCCUGGCCAGCGCUGGUCCAAGAAGGAAAUUCUAGGAAAGGGGCAUUGGAAACGGAUACUAGUAAUUCCAGUGCACAGGUUAGCACAGUAGGUCAGGCAUCCAGGGAACAGCAGUCAAAGAUGGAAAAUGCGGGUGUUAAUUUUGUUGUCUCUGGCAGAGAACAGGCUCAAAUUCAUAACACUGAUGGACCAAAAAAUGGAAACACUAACUCCUUGAACUUAAGUUCACCAAACCCCAUGGAGAAUAAGGGAAUGCCCUUCGGAAUGGGCUUGGGGAACGCCUCCAGGAGCACUGAUGCCCCUUCACAAAGCACUGGAGAUCGAAAGACUGGGAGUGUUGGAUCUUGGAGUGCAGCUAGGGGGCCUUCUGGAACUGACACAGCCUCUGGACAGAGCAAUUCUGGAAACAAUGGGAACAAUGGAAAGGAUAGAGAGGACUCCUGGAAAGGAGCUCCUGUUCAGAAAUCAACCGGGUCAAAAAAUGACUCUUGGGACAACAAUAACAGGUCUACGGGUGGGUCCUGGAACUUUGGCCCUCAGGACUCUAAUGACAACAAAUGGGGUGAAGGGAACAAAAUGACAUCUGGGGUCUCUCAGGGAGAAUGGAAACAGCCGACUGGGUCUGAUGAGUUGAAAAUUGGAGAAUGGAGUGGUCCAAACCAACCAAAUUCUAGCACUGGAGCAUGGGACAAUCAAAAGGGCCACCCCCUCCCUGAAAACCAAGGCAAUGCCCAGGCUCCCUGUUGGGGAAGAUCUUCCAGCUCCACGGGAAGUGAAGUUGGAGGUCAAAGCACUGGAAGCAACCACAAAGCAGGAAGUAGUGACAGUCAUAAUUCUGGCCGUCGGUCGUACAGGCCCACACAUCCUGAUUGUCAGGCUGUCUUGCAGACUCUUUUGAGCCGAACUGAUUUGGACCCCAGGGUGCUCUCAAACACUGGCUGGGGCCAAACUCAAAUUAAGCAGGACACAGUGUGGGAUAUUGAAGAGGUGCCAAGGCCCGAGGGGAAAUCUGACAAAGGAACUGAGGGGUGGGAGAGCGCUGCCACACAGACCAAGAACUCAGGGGGCUGGGGAGAUGCACCCAGCCAAAGCAAUCAAAUGAAGUCUGGAUGGGGGGAGCUCUCAGCCUCUACAGAAUGGAAAGACCCCAAGAACACAGGAGGCUGGAAUGACUAUAAGAACAACAACUCUUCCAGUUGGGGAGGAGGACGACCAGAUGAAAAGACAUCUUCCUCUUGGAAUGAGAAUUCCAACAAGGAGCAGGGGUGGGGAGGUGGACGCCAGCCCAAUCAAGGAUGGACUUCUGGAAAGAAUGGUUGGGGAGAGGAGGUCGAUCAGGCGAAAACUAGCAAUUGGGAAAGUUCUGCCAGUAAACCUGUGUCUGGGUGGGGUGAAGGAGGGCAGAAUGAAAUCGGAACUUGGGGGAACGGUGGGAAUGCAAGCCUAGCUUCAAAAGGCGGGUGGGAAGAUUGCAAAAGAUCUACAGCCUGGACAGAGACAGGCAGACAACCCAGUUCCUGGAACAAACAGCACCAACAGCAGCAGCAGGCACAGCAGCCACCGCCACCACAACCAGAGACUUCUGGUUCAUGGGGAGGCCCAGCCCCACCACCUCCAGGCAAUGGACGACCUUCCAGUUCCAACUGGAGCAGCGGGCCGCAGCCAGUGAACCCGAAGGAUGAGGAACCCAGUGGUUGGGAAGAGCCGUCCCCACAGUCGAUUAGUCGGAAGAUGGACAUUGAUGAUGGCACUUCGGCGUGGGGAGACCCUAACAGUUACAACUACAAGAAUGUGAAUCUGUGGGAUAAGAAUUCCCAAGGGGGCCCAGCACCUCGAGAACCAAACCUGCCUACCCCGAUGACUGCUAAAUCAGCAUCAGUCUGGAGCAAAAGCACACCACCUGCUCCAGAUAAUGGUACUUCAGCUUGGGGUGAGCCAAAUGAAAGCAGUCCUGGGUGGGGUGAAAUGGAUGACACAGGAGCAUCGACCACAGGCUGGGGGACCACACCCUCCAGUGCUCCAAAUGCCAUGAAACCUAAUUCCAAAUCUAUGCAAGACGGCUGGGGGGAGAGUGACGGGCCCGUGACAGGAACCCGCCAUCCCAGCUGGGAAGAGGAGGAGGAUGGAGGAGUCUGGAACACCGCCGGCUCUCAGGGAAGUGCUUCCUCCCACAGUUCGGCAAGCUGGGGCCAAGGAGGAAAGAAACAGAUGAAGUGCUCACUAAAAGGAGGAAACAAUGAUUCAUGGAUGAAUCCCCUUGCCAAACAGUUUUCAAAUAUGGGAUUGCUGAGUCAAACUGAAGAUAAUCCAAGUAGCAAAAUGGAUUUGUCUGUAGGGAGCCUUCCAGAUAAAAAAUUUGAUGUGGACAAGCGAGCAAUGAAUCUCGGGGAUUUUAAUGAUAUCAUGAGGAAGGAUCGAUCUGGGUUCCGUCCACCUAAUUCCAAAGACAUGGGAACCACAGAUAGUGGGCCUUAUUUUGAGAAGCUGACUUUGCCUUUCUCCAAUCAAGAUGGGUGCCUUGGGGAUGAGGCUCCCUGCUCUCCCUUCUCCCCUUCUCCCAGCUACAAGCUGUCUCCCUCUGGUUCCACACUACCCAACGUCAGCCUUGGAGCAAUCGGCACAGGGCUCAACCCCCAAAACUUCGCUGCUAGACAAGGUGGCAAUCAUGGUUUGUUUGGAAAUAGCACAGCACAAUCGAGAGGCGUGCACACCCCCGUGCAGCCACUGAAUUCUUCUCCUAAUCUCCGGGCGCAAGUGCCUCCCCAGUUCAUUUCCCCCCAGGUUUCUGCCUCAAUGCUCAAGCAGUUUCCCAACAGUGGCCUGAAUCCAGGUCUUUUCAAUGUGGGGCCCCAGUUAUCUCCUCAACAAAUUGCCAUGCUGAGCCAGCUUCCACAGAUUCCCCAGUUUCAGUUGGCGUGUCAGCUGCUCCUGCAGCAGCAGCAACAGCAGCAGUUGUUACAGAACCAGAGGAAGCUUUCUCAAGCCGUGCGCCAGCAGCAGGAGCAGCAGCUGGCUCGAAUGGUGAGCGCCCUGCAGCAGCAGCAGCAGCAGCAGAGGCAGCCCAGCAUGAAACAUUCGCCGUCUCAUCCCGUUGGGCCCAAGCCGCAUCUGGACAACAUGGUCCCCAACGCUCUAAAUGUGGGGCUCCCAGACCUUCAAACCAAAGGGCCAAUACCUGGAUAUGGUUCUGGCUUCAGCUCUGGCGGCAUGGACUACGGCAUGGUUGGUGGAAAGGAGGCUGGAACAGAGUCUCGCUUUAAACAGUGGACCUCCAUGAUGGAGGGGCUGCCCUCUGUAGCCACACAGGAAGCCAAUAUGCACAAAAAUGGCGCUAUAGUGGCCCCUGGUAAGACCCGAGGAGGGUCACCAUACAACCAGUUUGAUAUCAUCCCGGGUGACACACUGGGUGGCCAUACGGGUCCUGCUGGUGAUAGCUGGUUACCUGCCAAAUCUCCACCAACAAAUAAAAUCGGAAGUAAAUCCAGCAAUGCCAGCUGGCCUCCAGAAUUCCAACCAGGAGUGCCAUGGAAAGGUAUCCAAAACAUUGACCCUGAAUCUGACCCCUAUGUCACCCCAGGAAGUGUGCUGGGGGGUACAGCCACAUCUCCCAUUGUAGAUACUGACCACCAACUUCUGCGGGAUAACACCACAGGGUCUAAUUCUUCCCUCAACACCUCGCUGCCUUCACCUGGUGCCUGGCCCUACAGUGCCUCUGACAACUCCUUCAGCAACGUUCAUAGCACUUCAGCAAAGUUCCCUGAUUACAAAUCGACAUGGUCCCCAGAUCCCAUAGGACACAACCCCACUCAUCUCUCCAACAAGAUGUGGAAAAACCAUAUUUCCUCAAGGAACACUACACCGCUGCCCCGCCCACCUCCCGGUCUGACCAACCCCAAACCGUCAUCUCCCUGGAGCAGCACAGCACCCCGCUCAGUCAGGGGGUGGGGGACACAGGACUCACGGCUUGCCUCUGCCUCCACCUGGAGUGAUGGUGGUUCAGUUCGUCCUAGUUACUGGCUGGUUCUUCACAAUCUCACUCCACAGAUUGAUGGGUCAACCUUGAGAACCAUCUGCAUGCAGCAUGGCCCACUGCUGACAUUCCAUCUGAACCUAACCCAGGGCACCGCCCUGAUCCGAUACAGCACCAAACAGGAGGCGGCCAAGGCCCAAACUGCACUGCACAUGUGUGUGUUGGGAAACACUACCAUCCUGGCUGAGUUUGCCACUGAUGAUGAAGUUAGCCGCUUUCUGGCACAAGCUCAGCCCCCUACCCCUGCGGCAACCCCGAGUGCACCCGCAGCGGGUUGGCAGUCCCUGGAGACCGGCCAGACCCAGUCAGAUCCCGUCGGACCUGCUCUGAAUCUUUUCGGUGGGUCCACAGGGCUCGGGCAAUGGAGCAGCAGUGCUGGUGGCAGCAGCGGGGCCGAUCUUGCUGGCGCUUCAUUGUGGGGACCCCCAAACUAUUCUUCUAGCUUGUGGGGAGUCCCGACCGUGGAAGACCCCCAUAGGAUGGGCAGCCCUGCUCCUUUACUACCUGGUGACCUUCUGGGAGGAGGGUCGGAUUCAAUCUGAACUUAGAACUUUCAACUCUGACCUCGUGACCUUUUUUGGAACAGCAGCAGCACUAACUUGACCUUUUCGUUUUUUUUUUCAACUUGCAAUAAAUACAUUUUUAAAAGGAAAAAAGAAAACGGAGAGAGAAAAAAAGGUGGGUCAUUGACAGACUGUCUGAGCACAUAGUUGCCUCCCUUAUAACUUCAGUUUUUUCGUUUGGAAUAUGAAUCCAAAAAGAGAACAUAUCACUCUUGAAAUACUUGAAUCAUGAACGCCAACCUAGAAAGACAAUGUGAAGCAAGUACACAUACCAUUUAAAUUUAAACACAAAAAAAUUAAAAAAAUUAGUUUCUAGUUUUUCACUUUUUUCAUGUUAUAUGGAAGUUGUUGCUAAGAAACAUAUAUACUGAAAAAAAAAUAGCUUUUUAACUUUGUUUGCACUGGGUGUGUUUCCGUCCUUAGGUCUACCAUGUUUGGGAGGGAGGGGAAUUCAAAAGAAUUGUUGGGGUGGGGGAGGGAAGACUUGACGGAGCCUCACUUUAAAAACAAAAACACAAAAAACCUAAAAAAAAAAACAAAAAAAAAGAAAAAAAAGAAAAAAAUUGUGAUUGGCUGGUUGGUAAAUACCAGUGUGUUCUGGCACAUGUAACUGCCCAGGCAUGCUCGUUCUGGUAUGUGUGUGCACGUGUGUUCAUGUGCAUUCGCGUGCAUCCUUCUCUCUGUCUCUCUGUGUGUGUGUGUGUGUGUGUGUGUGUGUGCGCGCGCGCGCGCACGCGCACGCGCCUGUGUCCUCCUCCUCUCCCCAUCCUGAUUUCUCAGAAAGCUGCAUUGCUGACAGUCCGCAGGCUGGCUGGCCGGCCAUCUGCUUUUUAUUUUUAUUUUUAUUUUUUUUAACUAUGAGAACACAGGAGCACGAGCACCUCGGGGAGCCACUGCUACUGAAGCCACCCCGUUGGGCUGUAUUGAGAUGAACAGAGUGCUUUUUAAUGAGGAAAGCAGGGAGCUCCUUUACAUUUGCAAAGUAGCCCGAGCGUGAGUUUUCUGUCUCUUUUCUUUUGACCUAGCAGUAGAGUGGAACACUGCCAAGUCCCCAAAACUAGGAAAGCAGGAGGUACCUCUUGGAGCAACUGUGUGUUUAUUUAUUUCUGUUUUUUUGAAGUAAGUGGCUAGUAGUAGGCACAUCUGAAUAUCUGUUAAAUUUCAUGCUGGCCUUUUCAUUAGUCUGAAUGGGAACAGACAGUAAGGUAGCUUUUAAUGAUGUGAUGUCUCAAAAGCAGAAAAACUGUGUUCCCCCUUUGUUGUGUAAUCGGGUAUGAGAAAUUGGUCAGAAAGUCAGGUAAUGCUGAAUUUAAAAUUUCUAUUGUUUCUCUUUAACAUUUUACGAGAACAGAAAAAAAAAUAAGUUGUGAGCAGCCUCCUGCAAGCAUCCGCAGCUCCUCCCUCUCUGCCCCCUUCUUGCUGAGCGUUACCUGUGCCAGGCCGUGGCGUGUUACAGCACCAGGCCAUCACUGACAGAAACGUUUACUUAACGAAUGUUCUUAAACCAGUGUGUACUUCAAGCGUUUCCUUUUGUUUCUCUGUGUUGUGUAUUUCCUGUGUAUGUGGUUUUGCUUAGGCAGGUAUAACUUAGCAAAGACUUAAGUAUUGCACCUUUUUUUUGGUUUUGACCUCUUUUUUUUUCCCUUGUAAUGUUGCUUUUUUUAUUUCGGUAUUUAAAGACUUUUUUUUUUUAAGCAUCAAUGUAGUAGUACUCUGGGCCGAAUAGGGGGCAACUUUUAAUCCACAGUUAUCACCAACAUGUAUGUACUUAUGUUGGAAUCAAAAUGUAUCAAACUGCUUUUUGUGAAGAGUUACAGCAGACCUGAAGGGUACCCCUUUAUACAAAACAGAUGGCUGGCGGGGCGGGGGUGGGGGGUGGGGGGGGGGGGCGUGUGCCGGUAACGUGGUAGCACUUGUGUGGACAUCCCAGUCUGCAUUAUACUGUUUAACAUAAAGUGCCGACAUUCUGUACCAGCAAAUACCUGCCCAUUCCAACCCUUGGUGGGAGCAGACCUCUACUGUCCUCCGUAACUUGCUGCUAGUGAGGACAAGGGAGUUUUUCUUUCUUUAGCAUCUUCAGUGAAGGAUACAACAAUGCCUAAUAAUGUAUUUGACUUUUAGCUUGUGUCUGUGGGUGGGUGGGUGGCUGUGUAUAGGAAAAGGCAAAAACCAAUUAUUUGCAUUUAAGUGGUUUUGUGAGACAAAGAAUGGGAAUUCUGUAGUCCUCUCAGUUUACUCUGUUGAUUAUAAACCUAGCCUCAGAAGAGAUUGACGUGCGCAGCCCAAGCGAGUGCUCGCUCGUGCAAGUCUUUAUGAACCCUUUGUGGGCAGGUGGUCAAACUUGAGUUUCUAGCGUUGGUUUGGUCCCAUCGGAUGCCUUUAGAAAACUAACUGUGCCCUCCGGUUUUCAUCACCACGAUGCCCCUUCCACUUCUGCCCAUGCACAAAAUGUCUCCUUCGAGCCCCACCGACUGCUCUCUGCCUGGGGGCGCAAAACCCUGGCAUGUGUGGUGGCCUCCAGGUGAAGAGCAGCUGUGUUCACACAUCUACAGAAGGCUGAAUCUGAGUGUCCCUGGGCCGGGAGCAUGUCCUGAGGCUCACGCGAGCCAGUGGUGACUGUCCACUGCCGCUUUUGGUUCCCUGGCAUGUCCUCCCCACCCUCCUCUUUUCCUGCCUGUUGAUUCCUUGACCUGCACUAUGGGUUAGUUGAGUUCCUUAACGAUACUACGGUGAAAGCCGGGUGCUAGAGCCCCUCUUGUUUACAAGACAUAAUGAGGGAUUUGAAAUAUGUAAAAAUAAACAUGAGAAGCUAAAAUGUUCUUCCAUCAUAAGCUUAAAGGGAAAAAAACUGAAAACUUAAAAAAAGACCAAAAAGUGCAUAUAUAUAUACAUAUAAAUAUAUAUUUUAGAUGAAGACUAACUCUGGGAGCAUUUAACAGUGUUUUUUGUUUUUAACAUUUAUUUUCCUGCUUUAAAAUUUGCAAGCAUUCUCAGGAAUUCUAGGGUAGGAAGCCAGAUUUUGGAAGAUGGUUUAUUUAACCAUAUCUUAUCCUAGAUAGACGGCUGUUUCUUUCCUGUUAAUAAACUUUUACAAGUUCCUGAAACUUCAGAAAGUUUAAACAAUUUUUACUUAAAAUGUAAAAAGAAAAGUCUCCAAACAUUAUUGUCAUACUGGGGAUCACACAUUUUAAAACAUGUAGAAAGAAAUAUUUUUUAAAAAUUAUCAAUUUAGCAGCAACAGGUAAAUUCACGAGCUUAAAAGAUAUGGGAGAAGGAUUAAGCUUUAUAAGCGCUCUAGCAUGGAUUCAUUGGAAAUUGUGCAUAAUUUAGUGGGAGAGUGUUUGGUGUGUAUAAAUGGGAAUGCCAUCACUUUAUUCCUUUCCGUUUAAGACUGAACAUUUAAAUCUCCCCUUGGAACUUUUGAUUUUCUUUAAAGGAACCUUUCACCCUGUCUCCCCAACCCCAGCAACAAAAGAAAGGAUCAAAGAAAGAAACAAUAGCUUAAAAAAAAAAGUAACUCUAAUCUGUAAAGUAGUACGGUUGGAUUGCUGAGAAUCUAUGUAAAGAGUUAGGAAAUAUAGGUUAAUAAUUUUUGGAACAAAUUUAAAUGUAGGCAUUACUAGAGAAAAAGUAUCUAUGGACUGUUCUGUUAAUGAAGAAUGUCCGUCUUACCUCCGUUUGUUAAGGGAGGAGGAGAAAGUAGAAGAAUCUAAUAAGGAACAAGUGGUUUUACUUUUUUAGCUCCCAGCUACCGUUGUGCUCAUUUUAAUUGCUGUUCUGAAGAUCUGCUGCUUAAUUAUCCCCAUCCCCCAGCAGGAGAUGCGGAGUAUUUCCUUUCGGUUUUUGGUGAUGUUGAAUUCUCUUUUUGUAUUCCCUCCUGGGCCAGGGGUUAGAAUUCCCAAGCAUGACCACAGCUUCUUUUAAACACCUAAGCUUCCCAGUGGGAAAGAAACUCCUGCUCGACAGGUAAAGGGAGUGGGUGGGGUUGCUGCCUGCAGUUUCUCUGAAACCGCUUUAGUGCCUUCGUACAUACACCCACACCUCCUAAGCAGGAGGAACUCGUGCGUAUGUGCAUGUGGUCCCGUCGCUCCAGACAGUAAGACGCUCACCCGUUACAGAAAUUGGAGUGGUUCUGGACAGGCCCCAAAGGCAGUGGGCUAAAAUUAAAGUCAUUAAAGAAACAGAAAUCGAGGAAGUAUGCUUUUAUGUCUUGAUAAUGUGGGAUACCAAGAUCCUUCCUUGUGCUGUCACCCUUUGUUACUGUGUAUCAGCUUCUCCGGUGACAACUGCAGUGACUUGGAAAGGCUCUGUGUCGGGCCUUUAGAAAGGGGUUCCUGUUUUUCUGCUCUUCUCCUUUGUCUCCUCCCUUUCCCAUCAACUCCCUUUUUCUUGACCAGUUGCUGGAAGCUUUGCUUUUUUGGUUGUCAGUGACCUAAGAACAGGAUAUAGUGAGUAUGUAAUGGAAGAGGAAAACUUUUCUUUCCAUGGUAUUCCUUGGCAAGAGCCAUGUCUGCUGAGAGGUUAGAUGGCUUCAGUACACUUAGAAAAUGUGGCGGAAGCAUCUUCUCUUCCACUGCAUUCUGGCAUGGGUACAGGGGCUUGCUGGUGACCUCUCAUUACAUGGAUUUACUUCAUGAACAUUUUGAUCAUGUAAACUUGAGCUUUCCAAUUCUUACCAGUUUCCUGUUUUUUUUAAACACUUGAUUACUAGUGGCCAGAGGUAUCCCACUCUCAAACAUCAUGAACUUGGUUUCUGUCUACCACGAGUAGCCAAAAGGAAAGAAGCACUAGAAGGGGAAGGGAAGGCUUCCAUCAGACCGGAGACCUCUCCUGGCAAUUAAGAUCCAGUGCCAUGACCUAAUUUUAGGUGUUUAAAAAAAAAGUACAGAUCUCCUAGACACUGUGACGAAAUGGAUGGUCCAUGUGGCACCUCUGAUCCCCCAAGUCCCCAGCCCUUGGUAUUUUUCAUUUACAACAUUCACGGAAGUUAACGUAGCAGUGCUACAAGUUAAGGUUCCAAAGCACAUCCUUCCGUCGGCGCCCCCGUAAAUCAGCGCCGCGCCUGCAUUGCCAUUCAGUCAGCGUUAUUUAUAGCAACUCGAUUUUCUAUUACUGUGGCUCCUGUUCUAAGAACUUUCCCACCUCUUCUGACGUGAAUGUAGCAGAAGUUAGCAGUUGGCUCUUCCAGGUUCCUGUGGGUUACAUGUCGUGUGUAAGAUAUGCAGAAAGAAAGAAAAGAAAAAAAAAUUACUGUCGAAGAAUUUGGAAGACCUGUUAUUAAUAUAGCUAGCAGCAACUAAAAUUUCACAGGCUGUUAACUAGUUGCAAGUAUUCACUCUCACUUUCACCACUUUAUGCGGGGGAGGGGGGCAGUUUUUGUAAGAUUAACAGCCAGAUUCCAUAUCGACCUCAGAUGCUGCGUACUUUUUAGUUUUAUUUUUUCUAUUCUGCCAUCUUGACUGUUAAACAGAAUGAAGAUGUCUGUGAGCUGAGCAGAAUGCUUAGGCCAAGCCUGUUCUCUGCUGUGUAAACAGGAUGUUUGCAGCAGACUUGGCUGUAGUAGCCAUCUCUAAGAUUAGGGAACAAUUGAGUCUUUAUGUUGAAAAGGUCCCCUUCUUCCCCCAUCCUCAGAGUUCAAAUUCAGCAUACAACACUCUAGGUUAUUGUUUUGAGUUUGGGUUUUUUUCUUUUACUUAUCUAUAAGGUCUUUAGGAGUAGAGAUACAUUUUUAGCUGGUUAAAAAAAAGAAAUCAAACCUGUUCUUCUCCAGUGUUUCGCCAAGUUUUCUCACACUUCACGUCUAUGCAUUAACUACACUUCUUAGUGUUACUACAAAGAGAAAUCUUAUUGUUUUCCCUCCCGUGAGUGUACAACUAAGGCUGCGUGCGAUAGUGCAGAUGAAAAUAGUCUGGCCCAUGUGUAUAACCUCAGCAGUUAAUCAGAAAACGGAGUGCCCUUCCCCUCAGCUGCAGAACUGCACCACAGCCUCUCUGCUUUCUUAUCCACAAGUACAGGGUGUCCAAGCAGUCUAGAAACAGGCAGGUGUAUACAAUGUUGUCAAGGACAUCAUCAGUCUAUUACAAAACAGAAUAUUAUCUCUAUUUCCAGAUUUAGUGCACACCCUGUGAUAAGGCCUGUAGGUUUAUGGCCAGUGCCAAAGGUGUGUGUAUUUUCAGAGAUGGUCCCCAUUUGUCAAUGAUGGCGUUGUUUUCUUGACCUGAAAUUUGACAAAGGAGGUACUGGCAUCACAUUCUUCAUUUGAAAUAAUUAUCAACUUCAAGAAUCUAUGAACAUAGUAAUAACAUAAUUAAAAUUGAGCAGUGACCCUGCCUGCUUCAGCAGAGGAAAGAGGCCACAGACAUGCACAGGAUGGUGAAGGGAACACCGGUCAGGAAACAGGGCUACACCCCACCGGCUGGGCAUCCGCGCCAUCCUCAUGUUUACGGUCACUCGGACUCGAUCUGGACUAAUUACCAAGUAUUCAAACAUUUGAGUGGUUUUUUUUGUUUGUUUAUUUUUUGAGUGGUUUUUAAACUGUCAGUCUGUUACAAUAACCUCCAACCAUCACCAAAAUAAAAUAGCAAAAGUGAUAGAAACUGCCAGUGUUUGCCUCACAGAAUUUAAGUAAUUUCCUCUUCAGUUAGCCGUACACCUGAAUUUGUUUUUAACGACAACUGUGCACACCGGGAAAAACGGUACUGCCCUGAGCAAAAGGUCUCUGCAAAAUUCAGCUGUUGGUUCUUCAUUGUGACAAACGCUUGUUUUGUUCAUGGGAGGAGAAAGGUCAGAAAGAGGCAAGAAGCGUUCUGUUUUAAAUUGAAAAGAAAUAGUGUUUCCCUAAAGCACUUUGUGCCUCAGUUUCACUUUCAAAAUAUAAAUCACUGUUUUGAAAGUAAAUUCCCAAUUGGAAUUGAUCCAUUUUGAGCCAAUAUUAAUUAGCUGGGAUUGUUCUUCUCAAAAAGUGAAAGUCCUCUUUGCUGCUGCUGGUGAGCAGCAGAAGAGAAACAGUGGAGUAGCUUCCGAUGUUGUGGGGCGAAGUGCUUUCCUUCCUUUCUGGUCCCCCGCUUCCCUGGACCUCUUACUGCAUCUGGCGGUCCUUCUCCUUGGGGUCCUGAAAGGCGUGCACAGUCCUCGGAGGGCUGGGUUGUGAGAGGUGACGGGAUGCCAGGAGCCACUUCGCUGCAGGACCAACCUGACAGCAGAGCUUUAUGGAGAGGAAGAGAGUAUAUCCUGCGUGUGUUCGCCAAAAAUGAAAAAGGGGACUGUUUAUACAAAACAGAGCAAAAACCUUUGGAACCCUUAAAGAAGUUACAUACCUUUUAAAGGUAGUAGAGUUUUUCACCAAGUGAUACAUUCAGCAUGACACUUCUUGCCAGACGUUUCGGGAUAAGUUAAAAUAUAUGUGUUUAAAACACCACCCCAACCCCCCCCCCCCUUUUAAUUUUGUCCAAGGAAUUACUUACUUAAGUGUAGUAUUUCUGAAUGUGCCUUUGUGAGUUCAGAGACCGUCUGUUUUAGGAAGAACCUACCCAUUGGGAUAAAACAGAAAGACGGUCAGCUUGGUCUUUAGGGAAGUCGGCAUUUCUCCGGACCGACCCCGGGGCGUUUUAAUUGCACAGUGUAGAGUCGUGGGGGAGAGGUUCCGGGACUUGGGAGAGGGGAUGACGAGGUGAUGAUGCACAGAUGACAGAGACCAGGUUAGUCCAAGAGUGCAGGUUGAACUUAAUCUCUCUGCAUUGCCUAGUCUUCUUCGUGUUUAUGUGUGUGCGUGUGUGGCUGUGGCUGUGGCUGUUUUAGUCUUUGUUUUCCCGUAAGCACUGGAGAAUUGAAAUAUGGUGAUGCUUGUGACACACUCGUGCACGUCGAGAAGGCUUUUCUCCCUCCUGCCUCACGCACGGCAGGCGGCGCGUUGCCACCCUUUGAGUCUGUGUCCUGAGAAGGCAAUUCUUUUCCCAAAUGGAAGUCACAUAACGUUGCUGUUUGUGCAAACAGGGUAUCACACACGAGGAAAAGGCUUUUGAGAGGAUAAGAUUGAUGUGUUUGUGAAAGAAAAGAGAAAAAUCUGCAAUCAUAUUUUAUUUCUUCAGAACUAUUAUAGUUAAACAUAGAAAUCUGCAGUGUCUCUUCCUUUGUUUCACGUUUGUUUUAAACAAUUCCACCUCUUCUCCCCACUCCCUCUCUUUUCUAAAGAGAAAUCAAGUGAAUGCUAAGGGCCAUUUCCAUAAUUCCUCAGAACUCCCCAAAGAGGAAAACAAUCCCUCCGCAAGAUUCCUUCAGCUUCAUUCAGGAAGACACAGGGAGGAGAGAUGCUGCAGCUUCCGGGGCUUCACUCUCAUUCCUCUCUAAUGGCCUUGAAAUGUAUUAUUAUGCAAAUGUGAAUUUUGAUACUGAAUUUAAGAAGAGGUUGUUGGAUUUUUCUUUUUUCAAAAAAAAAAAAGGUCCCAUAUGUGGUCAUCAUUGCUUCUUUACUUUGUAACGUGUGAAUUGUAACUAUGCAUUCUGCAAAGGGGGGGGUGGGAGGAGAGGGCAGAAAGGGGAAGGAAGUAGCUUUGUAUCCUUGUUCUACAGUUUCUGUGUCCAUGGUAUCCCCUCAAGCUGGCAGGGAAGGGGAGUGAGAGUAAGAAGCGGUAAGGUCGGCCCAGUGAGGUAGAAAGAGACCUGUGAGUCCGGCCUGGCACUUCCUGGGGGGCCUGCAGUCCCUACCAACCAGUGUGGUAUGGGAUCUCCAUCCUAGCCGUGCAGUGUCAGCCUGGUGCAACAGGAGGGCCCAGAAGGCCCCCGUGUUUUCCGGAAAAAAGUGCUCACCCUGUCCUGAACUCAAAACCCUUUCCAGCUCAGGAAACCUUGCCUCACUCGUGCUGACCUUAAUCUUUAUGUCAUUUCAAAAAAAAAACUCCUCCUCCUCACUCCGUUUUAAUUUUUCUUUCUCAUUUUUAAGUGAAUUUAAUUGUAAGGAAACUUUCUUGCUCUACGGGGAAGAGGUCUGUUGCUUGACAGGCAAACAGGGCAGCUCUCCCCUAUCCACUACCCCUCCGCCAUAUGUGACCUCUCUGCUUCCCUUGCAGUUACUAAGCUGUGUGUAGCUAGUGAGCAGCGAGGUGUUUGACACGGGAAAGCCCACAGCCUCCUACUUGUCCUGACAGCAUCCCUCUGUUGAUCCUUCCUGCAGUCAGUCGUGGCCCUUGCAUUGCUCUGGUCUAGGCGUUACUGGCAACACACAGUAUCGGAAGCAAGAGACCGCCGUGCCUGGAGCCAGUGUUUCCCUGCAGCAGUUUUGCUGUUGAUGUUCACAGUACUGUAACUAGUAACAGACUUGAUCACAGUCUCCUCGUGCCCCUGCAAGCCUGCACAGGCACGAUCUCAUCAGGGUUCCAAUCUGUUAGAUUGCCUUUAGACAAAAAAGAAAACAAAAAAAUAAAAUUCUGACGUUUCAGCUGUCUAACACAAAACAAUACCUCGAGGUACAUUUCCCCUGCAGUGUAGACCCUUAACUCCCCUCCUUUUCUGACAUCGGUGGGUUAUCCUUGGAAAAAUAUGAACAUGUAGAUAGCGGGAUAACUUUUACAAUUUUUCUUUGCUGUGAAAGUAACCCUAAAAUAUGAUGUUUUCCACUUCUUUUUUUAAAGCCAUCAGAAGUUUCAGAUCUUAUUCUUUCAUGUUUAAGAAGAGAAAGCAGAACAGGUCAGGGGAGUGGUCUUGCAUUUGUGGGGUGAUGUUCUCUCCAUUGCCUCCCAUACACAGUGACGACAGACCAGUGUUUAAACCCUGCUCUGAAUAGAUGCCAUCUAUUCUAGCUCUAGUUCCAGGGUAGGGAGUGUCUGGAUAUCUCUCUUCCAGAAGAUCCAUCCCCUCCAGGGACUCCAGAAUGUUUUCUCCUGAGACCUUGAGUUCUCAGCCUUUCUUGGUUCAAACACACACACACACACACACACACACACACACACUUUGAGUAACUGAGUAGCAUUCUGUAGAUCAUAAAGAGAAUCAGUCCCUGGCAUUUCAAUUUUGUGCUGUAGAAUUCAUAGCCGUGUCACUUUGCGAUGCUCUGGAAAUGAAUUGAUUUCUUACUUAGAAGGAGAGUCAGCUGAGAUGUGCAGGCAACCUCCCUGAAAGGCCCGCGCACCCUCAGGUGUCCCUCCCUCCACAAGGCUUGAAGCUGACUUUAGGGAGAGGUAAAUAACGAGUGCUGCUUGUAGGGAUCUGUCAGCUACUGCUCUCCUAGAUUUGGCCGCUCACGAGGCAGGACCAGAAUAGAUCGUUUUGAAUAGCUUCUUCGCAAACCCCCUAGCUCCUCCCCAUCUUAAAGAUAAACCCUGUAUCUUUCAGGAAGCCCUUUUUAGGUUGGGCUCACUGAUCUUUGUCUACUGACGACUUCCUUUGAGGGAAGAAGCUUGAUGAUAAAUGCACGCAUAUCCACCACCCACCUUCUGAUCUGGGCGCUGUCGACCUGUGAAUUUUAUUUCUGUUGUUUGUGUGGAAGCCCUUUUCUAUCAGUCUCCUUCCUCUGGUCCCUCCUGAGUUUUUCCUGCCCUUCUGUCCCUCUGCGAUGCUCCCAAAGGGCUCUGCUGAUCUCUGCACUUCUGUCCUGGGACACUCCCCCCCACCACCCUUUGCACACACCAGUGACCAAAGUGUGUCCAGUGAUCUCACAGAAGACCUAAAAAAUGGUGCAUGCACCAUGAAUGUGCUCACAGAGACACGUGCACAAGAUUCUGCACCCUUGGCCUUAACCUCAGUAUGACUUAAGGUGCAGGAACAUUUUUAACAGGUUUUAAAAAAACAAAAAAACCCUUCCCAGAGGAAAAAAAAUAAGCAGAUGCAACGGCUCAACCAUGCCCACUCCUAACGCUCCACUAUUUGCUUAUGACUUACUCUGUGCCCACCCCACCCCUCCCUGUUUCGAGUAACCAAAAACAGAUAACAGAAGCAACCCGAGGAGAGGUUUCUGGACUAUUUUCUCUUUCUCCAUUUAGAUGGAGAUAUAUAUGCUGCUUUGGGUUCCAUAAUCCUAGGGGGCUAUGUUUACAUAGUAAAAUACAUCCUACCAAAUCAGGAAACUGAAUAUGGGAAUCUCUGCAAUGAGAGUUAGGUCACUGAUGGUGAACAAGAGAAGUGAGGGCCCUGGGGGAUGGUGCAGAGGAGAGACGGAGCAGUGCCACCUGACGGCCUGGGACGUGUGGCUCCUCCCUUCGCUUCUCUCCUUGUCCCCUUUCACAGAAGGUGCAGAGAAGGGCAUCAGAAAGAGGCUGGAUCUUUCAAAGGCAGCUUUCCAACUUUGCACACAAACAGGUAACAGGAAGGUACAGCAAAAAUCCUCUCAUCUGAAACACUGUCCGCAGAAACAAAACCUGUAAACAUGACUAAAUAGCUGCACAAUUUUGAUGCUCUCUGCAAGUUACCUAGAAGUGUUUUGUUUUUCUUAUACUUGAAAUAGCUUUUACAAUGUUAUUUUGGUGGCUUUCUUUUCUCUCUACUGGUGGGCCAUAGAGAAAGUGGAUGAUGGGAUUUAAGGAAGUUUGAGGGGAGAAAAGGGAGGCUAUGGCAUUGUCUUUUUUUUUUUUUCUCUUAAACAUAGAGGUUUAAUCAAACUCCCAUAUGUUGAAAUUGCUCCUCAUAUGACUGGUUUUACAUGGACACAGAAACUAGGCACUUUAGAGGUGCACUUGCAUGGCAGGCUGGGCCCCCCUUUUCUAUAUUUUAUUUUACUUUUUUAGUAUAGUGGUACUUAAAAUCACUGGUUCACUUAAAAAACAAACAAUAAAAUGUUAAACUCUACUAAUGUACAAAUAAGCUGAAAAGUUGCAUUUUAUGUGUA